Periophthalmus magnuspinnatus is the source of this 2319-nucleotide messenger RNA. It is a transcript of the gene khdrbs1b, whose product is annotated as KH domain containing, RNA binding, signal transduction associated 1b. The transcript is spliced from 9 exons. Lineage: Eukaryota; Metazoa; Chordata; Actinopteri; Gobiiformes; Gobiidae. Gene Ontology annotation, molecular function: mRNA binding; poly(A) binding. The coding region runs from base 165 to 1244 and encodes 359 amino acids. Gene Ontology annotation, cellular component: nucleus. The record is from RefSeq and is a predicted model, not a curated record. Gene Ontology annotation, biological process: regulation of alternative mRNA splicing, via spliceosome.
CCAGAGCCGGAGCCAGAGCCGGAGCCCAGAGCCGGAGCCGCGGACGCAGGAGCCGCUCCACAUGCGCCAAACAGGAGCCUCCUGCGCACACGGGACUAACCUUUUACUGCGGCUUUUCUCAACCUUUUUUUUGUUUUGUGGCUACGAUCCGGUUUAAAGUGAAAAUGGAGAACGGAGACAAAUACCUCCCCGAGCUGCAGGCGGAGAAGGACACGCUGGACACGUCCUUUACGCACUCCAUCAAACUUUUGACCGCAGAAAUCGACAGAAUCCAGAAAGGCGAGACCAAAAAGGACUCGGAGACGUACUUGGACCUGUUCACCACAAAAAACAUCAAACUCAAAGAACGAGUGCUCAUACCGGUCAAACAGUACCCCAAGUUCAACUUCGUGGGGAAGAUUCUGGGACCUCAGGGCAACACCAUCAAACGUCUCCAGGAGGAAACUGGAGCCAAGAUCUCAGUCCUGGGCAAAGGCUCCAUGAGGGACAAGGCCAAGGAGGAGGACUUGAGAAACGGCGGCGAGCCCAAAUACGCCCACCUGUCGAUGGAGCUGCACGUUUUUAUCGAGGUGUUUGCCCCGGUGCCAGACGCCUACCUCCGGAUGGCACACGCCAUGGAGGAGGUCAAGAAGUUCCUGUUCCCGGACAUGAUGGAUGAAAUCUGUCAGGAGCAGUUCAUGGAGAUGGGCUACCUGAACGGAGGGCAGGAGCACGGGGCCCGGGGCCGCGGGGGCAUGCCGGGGAGGGGCCGCGGAGUGCCCCCUGGAGCCGCACACAGGGGUCGGGGGAUGCCUCCGCGAGGAGCAGCCAGAGGAGGAGUGAGCCGUGGCGGCCCCGCCAGAGGAGGUGCGGGGCGGGGGGCGCCGGCGGGACGGGGAGCGCCCGCCGCGCCCGCCAGAGGAACGGCCGCUCCCAGGGCCAGGCCCCCCGCCGCCGGACCCCCGCAAAGGAUGGCACCGCCCCCUCAUCAGCACACGACCGCCGCCGCCACCGACAACUACGAGGACUAUGGUUAUGAUGACAGUUACACAGAUUCCUGCUACGAGUCGUACGACAACUACUACAGCCAGCCCCAGGCAGAUUCAGAGUACUAUGACUACAGCCACGGCGACGCCACGGAGCCGUAUGACUCUUACGGUCAGGACGGCUGGAACGGCACCCAGAGGACCACCCCCGGAAAGGCCCCGCCCCCUUCCAGAGGAGCCAAGGCGCCGUACAGGGAGCACCCGUACCGGCAGUACUGAGGCCCGGACCGCGCCCGCCGCCCGCUCCGCCCGUCCACGCGGCAGCGCUCGCUUUAAGCAGCUCGACAAAAGUAAUUGUCAGUUUUGUCUUUGGUUUGAUCUUUUCCUACUUUCGGACUGAGAGCGAGACUCGGGAACUCAACACCGGAACUGUUUUCUGUGAGAUCUGACCUUUGACCCCUCCCCGUCCAUCGCUCCCCCUCCCACACCCAUGAACCAAAGCGGCUUGAAGUGGGUAGAGGACGAGCGGGUGUCCUUUUCGUUUCUUUACUAGUUUUUCUUUUCCUUUUCGUUCUUGCUGUUCUCCCUUUUUAACCCUCUGGCUUUUUUGCAAUGUUGAUCGUUCUUUUCUAACUGUUGGGAGUCCGACUUUUUAGUGGAAGUAGAUCUUGUAAAAUGAACCAAUUUAAAAUGUUCUAAUGUUAAUACUAAGAAAAUGUUGAGGGUCAGUUGCAGAUUCCCACUUAGGCUACAUUUCAAAAUUCUGUUAAUAUAGCGUCAAAUAAAAUAAAUAUUAAACUUUAACUGUAAAAUAAAACAAAAACGAAGCUUAAACGAUUAAUGUACAUUCUUUGACAAUGUCUUUCUUUUAAAUAGAUUUAAAACAAAUUGAUUUAGCUGCAGUCUUCAAUAUUUGUUACUGUUUGUAGAGUUUUGAAAUAUAGCCCAAAUAGACACUGUUGAGAUGGACUGUCCUCAAAUCCUCCAUUUGUUUCACUGUAAAAUCUUAACACUCUUGUUUGUAAAAGCACAUGGCUCUGCUCAAACCCUCAGGUCUUUAAUGGGACCUGGUGUUAAACUGCGGCUCAGGUCUUUAAUGGGACCUGGUGUUAAACUGCGGCUCAGGUCUUUAAUGGGACCUGGUGUUAAACUGCAUGCACCAAACUCCACAAAAGGAUUGGGACAAAAAUCUCCACAUGGGUCUUCUCUUUCCACAGAGAAGGGAUCCUGCAGCUCAGUCCUGUACAUAUUUAAAACAUUUUAACUGUAAUGAUUCUAGUCUGUGUGCCCUCUCCAUUAAAAUGCAUCAUGUGUAAGCUUGCCUAAAUAGGUGACUAAAUCUGUCCAAAAAUGU